Molecule: messenger RNA, 2320 nt
Organism: Xenopus laevis (African clawed frog)
Lineage: Eukaryota; Metazoa; Chordata; Amphibia; Anura; Pipidae
Product: oocyte zinc finger protein XlCOF7.1-like
Exons: 5
Coding region: 495-1793 (432 amino acids)
Source: RefSeq, a predicted model, not a curated record
CAAAAGAGGGACAGUCCCUCCGAAAAAGGGACAGUUGGGAGGUAUAGGUAAAUAAAGCAAUAAAUUGGACGAGCUCUGCUUUGGCCCCAGACUCUCCCAGACUCAGUUAUUAGUCUCUCACACUUCUGAGGGCUCAGUUGUUUCAUUACAGGGACACCCAGGUCACGUGCCAUAUAAUGUACAAAGAUACACAGGUGAGUCAUGUGGGACAAGAGGAAGCCCCUCCCACCACUGAUAUAAACAAAUAGUCCCGUUAGGAACCGUCAGUCUGAAACAAAACAGGGAAACAACCGCAGCACCGGCACUAACGGAACGUCCCAAGCGGCUCAGUGGAAACACGUGCGUUCCAGGCCUCUCUCUAGGAAAGACUUUCCAUCCCAUUCGAGACUUCCGGUUCAUUCAGAGAAACUGGUUGAUCAAGAAAGAGGCUUGGAACGCAGCAGUGAGUUUCCGCUUGCAGAUGCUGCUUCACUGGUCUUUCUGCAAAGGACCUAAUGUCAGCGGAACCGACCGACCCAGUGAUGGAGAAAAGGGAUAAACCUCAGCUGAGUGACAGAAUCCUGAGUCUCACACUGGAGAUUAUCUACAUACUCACUGGAGAGGGCUACAGUGUUACAAAGAAGUCAGGUGAUGACAUGCCCCUCCCACAGAGCUGCACUGACUGUAUGUUGGGAGGAGCCUGCAGGCACCAUGUGACCAGCCCAACGGUGCCCCCUCCCCCUGGCUCCGUCAUACAGAAGGAAAAUGCCAAGAAGAUCCUGGAACUGAUCUCCAACAUCAUCCAGCUGCUGACUGGAGAGGAGAGUGGGGAGCUUUACAGGGAAGGGAUAAAGGAGAAUUGGGAGCAGCUCAGCCCACUGGACCCAGAAGAGAAGUUCUCUAUUAAAUCAGAAACCGAUUCUUUUGCUGAAAAUAAACCAGACAAGACUGAGGCAGAAGAAGCAGAUUCAUGGGGAGCAGUAAACCCCCCAAACCCUGACAUUUCCCCAAAUGAUCCCCAAACACUGACCACAUUUGUCUCAUAUGGGACAUACAGGGAACCGGCUUCAUGGGAAGAAGACAACGACUCAGACAGCAGCAUUCACUCCUUCACAGAACACAUGCAGGGAUCCGAUCCCUAUACUGAUAUCAAGGGACCCAGACUACAUAAGAGCCUGGCAGCCAAUCACGGAUCGGAUUGUAGCAACGAGGAAGCAGCUUCAGGGGACAAGAGAGACAGUUUUGAUCCCAAAACAGAAGAGACACAGGGAUCAGCCACUCAGACUCAGGUCUGCAGCCUGAAUACAGGGUUGAUAUCCAAUGAAAUUAAAGAGGAAGCUGCUUCAUGGGGAGGAGAAUUAACCCUUCCCGCAGGAAGGAGAGCAUUUUCCUGUUCGGAAUGCGGCAAGUGCUUCGGUUUUCUGAGUCAGCUGAACAGACAUUUCAAGCGGCACACGGGGGAGAAACCGUUUUCCUGCUCUCUGUGUGGGAAAAGCUUCUCUCGGCAGAACAACCUUAAAACUCACUUUAUCACCCACACGGGGGAGAAGCCGUUCUCGUGCUCACAGUGCGGCAAGUGUUUCGCUCUUCAGAGCCACCUCAUCACCCAUUUCACCAUCCACACCGGCGAAAAACCCUUCUCCUGUUCUGAAUGCGGCAAAUGCUUCUCCCUUCAGAGCCACCUCAAAACCCACGUGAUCAUUCACACCGGAGAGAAACCCUUCUCCUGCUCCCAGUGCGGCAAAUGCUUUGGGCGACAGAGCAGCCUUAAACGACACUUUAAAGUCCACGUGGAUAAACCUCCUCUGCGCUGAUGUCAACUACCCCCGGCUGCUGGGACUCUUAGCUGAGCUGCCCAGUUGCUUGCGAUAUUUUACUCUUAUUGGAUUUCUUCACUUUUUACAGAAAAAUUCUUUUGUACGUGGGUCCAUGUGCUGCUCCAUUGUGUAACGUCCUCUUCAUUCUAAUCUGAUAUCGACCAGGGACAUAGAUUCCAUGUUCUGCCCUGUGUUACCAGAUGGACCAGCUUUCCCUUAACUUAGGUUAGUUGGGUAAAAAAGUGCACAUUUUAUCAUGAAUUUGAAUUUUGUGGCAUUUCAAGGGGGAUCGGUACUAAUGGGUUGGUAUUUAUUUAAAAAAAACAACAUUUUAGGCAAGGGGGGCUCUUUUAUUAAGGCCUUUAUAAAUAGACCUCAAAUUAUUAACACAUUCAAAGCAGCUGUUUUUGGUAUUUGGGAAAGUUUUUCUUUGGCAGAACAGAACGGCUCUAGGUACUGGUAUGGGAUCCAGAAUGCUCGGGACCUGGGGUUUUACAGAUAACAGAUCUUUCCAUAAUUUGGAU